This is a messenger RNA of Mercenaria mercenaria, 1573 nucleotides long. RefSeq names its product peptidyl-prolyl cis-trans isomerase B-like. Gene Ontology annotation, biological process: protein peptidyl-prolyl isomerization; protein folding. Gene Ontology annotation, cellular component: intracellular membrane-bounded organelle. Gene Ontology annotation, molecular function: peptidyl-prolyl cis-trans isomerase activity. The record is from RefSeq and is a predicted model, not a curated record. The transcript is spliced from 5 exons. Bases 116 to 745 code for a protein of 209 amino acids. Lineage: Eukaryota; Metazoa; Mollusca; Bivalvia; Venerida; Veneridae.
CGACCAAUCAGAUUCCGACAGCUACACCGGAUCCAUUGUUGACAGUGAGACCGGCAAUCUGAAGCGCAUUCUUUCUCUGAUCCCUCGAAGUAGGAAGAAACGAAUAUAUAUAGCAAUGGCUUCAGCAACUAUUUUUCUAUUAGUUGUAUUGCCACUUGCAAUUUGGGCAGCUGACGAAAAGCCGAAAGGACCCAAAGUAACGGAUAAGGUUUAUUUUGACAUUGAAAUAGGAGGCGAAAAACAAGGGAGAAUCGUCAUCGGAUUGUUUGGAAAAACUGUCCCUAAAACAGUGGAAAAUUUUAAGACACUGGCUGAAGGAAGUGCAGAUGACAAAACAUUGACGUACAAGGGAAGCAAAUUUCAUCGCGUUAUUAAAGAUUUUAUGAUACAAGGUGGUGACUUUACAAGAGGAGAUGGCACUGGAGGGAAGAGUAUCUUUGGUGAGAAGUUCCCUGAUGAGAACUUCAAACUGAAGCACUAUGGCUCUGGAUGGCUGAGUAUGGCCAAUGCUGGUAAAGAUACAAAUGGAUCUCAGUUCUUUAUCACUACAAAGAAGACUGAGUGGCUGGAUGGUCGACAUGUUGUUUUUGGAAAAGUUCUUGAAGGAAUGAAAGUGGUGCGAAAGAUUGAGAGUACAAAAACAAAACCUGGAGAUAAACCAGAGAAAGACGUAGUUAUAGCAGAUUGUGGAUCGUUACCUGUAGAUAAACCAUUUGCUGUAUUGAAGAAAGCAUCAGAAGAAUAAACUAGAUGUAUAUAAUUGUAUUAAAAUUUCUUCUAUGUGUUCUUGCUUCUGAUUCUGUCAGUUUUUCAGCUUUGGACCUCUAUUUCAUUUUGCAAAUGGAUAGUAUAAAAAACUGGUCAAAACUAAUUAUUACUUAAAAAAAAUUAAUACCUCUGUCUGCAGUCACUUUAUUUCAGCAAGUGCUGCUGCUAUAGUGGAUGUACACAGAUACAAUGAAAAAAGUAGAUUUUGUAGACAAUAGAAAUAACGGCUUGUAGGAUUGGCAAUUAUUCUAUUAAAUUUAAGAAGAAUCUAAUGUGUAUAUUUAUGGAAUUUUUGAAAAAUUAAUAGAUCAGUGAUGACUUUUUCCCAGGCUAGCAGUUAACUAGUGCCAAGUGUAUAUUUUUUGUAUUCUUUUGCUGAAUGUCUUGUCAAAAAUGCUACCUUUUAUCAUUGAUGAAUCCAUAGCAUUUAUGCCUUAUUUCUUUAUUUUAUAAAAACUGUUUGUUUGUUUUGGAAAGGUAUGUAAUGAUACAUGUAUAACAAAUUCACUAUUACAGUGCUGGAGCAUUAGCUGUAGGAGUUAUUUUGCUUUUAUAAAAUUCCAUACUUCAUUUGUACGUAGGAUAGAAAUUAAAAUAGAUGCUUUUCUUAUUACUCUAAUAUUUAAAAUAUUUUUAGUGAAUAUUUUGCUAAUAAUUUUAUAUACUUGUUUUUCUUAUGUUUUGCUCUUUACAUGUAAUAGAAACUACAUAUGUUUUAAAUUUUAUUAUAUUGGGUCCCUUUUCAUCAAUGUUUAGUCUGAAACUUAGAGAAGAAUGACAAAUAAUUUGCUGUAAUUUUAUUGCA